GUUUACUAAUGCCAUUUUUUGUUUUCGUCUCGAAUCCUUGUGCGACUUCCUCCGUCACACCAUAAUCUCGCUUCUCCUCUCCCUCGUCUUUUUCUAUCUUCCUUGUUCCAUUCUUCGAGCUCACGAUUUGGCGGGAAGCAGCUUGUUUAAGGCGGGAGAGAUGUCUGGCAAAGGAGCGAAAGGCUUGAUCAUGGGCAAGUCCUCGGCCCUCAAAGACAAAGAUAAGAAGAAACCGGUGUCCCGCUCUUCCCGAGCUGGUCUUCAGUUCCCUGUUGGUCGUGUUCACCGUUUGCUUAAGUCGCGGAUUGCUGCAAGUGGAAGAGUAGGAGCUACUGCUGCAGUAUACUGUGCUGCGAUUUUGGAAUACCUUACUGCCGAAGUGCUGGAGCUUGCUGGCAAUGCUAGCAAGGAUCUGAAGGUGAAGCGCAUCACGCCGAGGCAUUUGCAACUUGCUAUUCGUGGAGAUGAAGAGCUUGAUACACUUAUCAAAGGUACCAUAGCCGGUGGAGGUGUGAUUCCUCAUAUCCACAAGUCCCUCAUUAACAAAUCGUCCAAGGAAUAAUAAUCUUCUACGCACGGCCCUCCAUGAAUCUUCUAUGCCAUUCUCCCAGGUUUAAUGAUAAGUUUUCUUAGUUCUUUCUUCUUUUUAUUUUCUAUUUGUAGCAUUAGAAUUUAUGGCCUGUUGUUUGAAUAUUUAUCUCCAACAUACCAAAUUUAAAUUAUUUUCUUGAGAUCAUCAUGGUGGGAAUUCUAUAAUUUGUAGUGGAUUGAAAUGUUUGCUUUCUGUUAAAAGGAUUUUGACAUGGAACAGCCUCAUUUGCAAA
Molecule: messenger RNA, 824 nt
Organism: Dendrobium catenatum
Lineage: Eukaryota; Viridiplantae; Streptophyta; Magnoliopsida; Asparagales; Orchidaceae
Product: probable histone H2A variant 3
Exons: 2
Coding region: 161-562 (133 amino acids)
Cellular component (GO): nucleosome
Molecular function (GO): DNA binding; structural constituent of chromatin; protein heterodimerization activity
Source: RefSeq, a predicted model, not a curated record